UUUUGGGAACUUUUGUGAAACUGGGGCAGAGUGGAAAAAGAGAAGCGGAGAAAUACUGCUUCUGAGGGCUCACUGUACUGAGGGUCUAAUGGGCAACCGUACCCCAUGUGCUUUGAAGCUGUGGAAUUAUUGCUGAUACGCCAACCCUAAGUAAAUAUUUGGCCAGCUGUAGCUUCCUGCCGGAUAUUUCUGGAGAUAUAACCUUGUUGACAUAUCUAUGUGACCAUGUUGGGAAGACUGCGUGUGGUGGAGAAAGCCAUGCAGGCGACAGCUGUCUUGAUCCUUGUGUUUCUCUGCACCGCCAGCAAAGGUAACCGUUCUUCACUGAAUGACUUCCAAAGGCUAAAGGCUACUAACCUGAUCACUUUGGCUCAACAGAGGGGGGAGCAGAUCAAUGAAGUAGAAGAAUGUGCCCGGCAAUGUAACACCUUGGUAGACUGCAGAGCCUUUCUCUACAACUGGCAGCGUUAUGGAUGCCAACUGCUGACUGUGACCCAAAAUUCACCGCACACCCGGCUGCAAAGGAAUGUUCACUAUGACCUCUACCAGAAGAAAGAUUUCGUCCAUCCCAAUAUAAUGGUUUAGAAGAAAAUUUUUGCCGGAAUCCAGAUAAUGAUUGGCAUGGUCCCUGGUGCUACACAAUUGAUCCUACUACCCGACAUCAAAGCUGCGGCAUCAAGAAAUGUGAAAAUGCUGUCUGUGUGUCAUGUAAUGGUGAGGAUUAUCGGGGAUUCGUUGAUCACACUGUGUCAGGCACAGAGUGCCAACGCUGGGACCUGCAGCACCCUCACAAGCAUCCAUACCUGCCAAACAAAUACCCAGAUAAAGACCUUGCUGAUAAUUAUUGCCGUAAUCCUGACAGUUCUGAGAAACCUUGGUGUUACACAGUGGAUCCUGCCAAAGAGCGUGAAUUCUGUCACAUUCAUAAAUGCAAGAAACAUCCACAUCUGUCUAUUACAACCAGCUGCUUCCGGCUGAAAGGAGAAGACUAUCGAGGCAAGGUGAAUGUCACUACAUCGGGCGUCCCCUGCCAACGUUGGGACUCACAGACACCACACCGACACAAUUUCCACCCUGAGAAAUAUCCAUGCAAAGACCUAAGUGAGAAUUACUGUCGGAAUCCUGAUGGCUCAGAGGCUCCCUGGUGCUUCACUACUAUGACCAGCCUGCCUAGAGCUUUCUGUUUCCAGAUCGAGCGCUGUGCUGAGGAUGUGGAGGCAGAAGACUGUUACUAUGGAAAUGGGGAAGAUUAUCAAGGCACAGUUAGUAAGACCCGGAAAGGAAUUACCUGCCAGAAAUGGAAGGAACAAACCCCUCACACACUCCAGCAUUUCUUUCCCUUACUACCUAAUGUGCGUCUUGAACAGAACUAUUGCCGUAACCCUGACAAUGACAGUCAUGGGCCUUGGUGCUACACUAUGGAUCCUAACACCCAAUUUGAUUACUGUGCCAUUAAACCAUGUGCUGAUGACAAGAAGCUGUCCCUUUUGCUGAAUCCAGAGAACGUGGCUUUUGACCAGUGUGGCAGGAGGAUUGAGCGAACAGAGGUACGGGCUCGGAUUGUAGGAGGCGGACCUGGAAACUCACCUUGGACAGUCAGUAUCCGCAAUCGUGAUGCAGACUUAACUGGUUACCACGUCUUGCUUGGAACACUCUUUAAGAACCCUGGUCCUAAUGAUCCAAACAAACAGGCCAUUCCUAUAAUUAAGAUUGUCUGUGGUCCCUCUGAAUCACUUGUGGUGAUGCUGAAACUGGAGAGGCCUGCACUUCUGAAUCAACGUGUGGCAUUGAUCUGCCUUCCACCUGAGCGUUACAUUGUGCCCGAGAACACCCUGUGUGAGAUUGCAGGAUGGGGUAGCACUGGAGGAACUGGGAAUAACAAUGUCCUCAAUGUGGCCAGGCUGCCAGUCAUGAACAGUCAAAACUGCAACGUGGCACUUCGUGGCCGUCUGAAGGAAAAUGAGCUAUGUACAUCACCACUGAAAGUUGGCGUGGGAGCCUGUGAGGGUGACUUUGGAGGUCCUUUGGCCUGCCUGACUCAAGACUGCUGGGUGCUAGAAGGUGUGAUCACCCCAUUGCGGGUAUGUGCUCGCAAAGACGUGCCUGCCACCUUCAUCCGAAUCUCUAUGUAUGUUGACUGGAUCAACAAAGUGAUGAGGUUGAGCUGAGCUUUUGUAUAUUUAUCAUAAAUUGCUGCUCGUCUCGCCAUUCUCAGAAUUAGCGUAGAGCAGUCAUUCUCAUGUCACGUGAAAAGCAUUGCCAAAAAGGUUCCUGAUUUUAUAGAAAAGAUACUUCCAUAAGCUGACGUCAGUCACAAUUUUUGUGCUCCAUUUUGUGGAGUUUAUCUAAGUGGCUAAGAGAAUCUGCAACAAUUAAUUGCUUAUUAUACUGCAUCUUUUGCUAGACGCUUAGCUGAAGAAAUAUUGAUGUUAGUGACCAUCAUGGCUUCAAACUAGCAAAUUUAAUGAGAACAUUAUGAAACCAUCCUCUAAGAAGUGUGAACUGAACAUAUGACUAAACUAAUAUGCUUUAACUAAGCAUAAGCUAAUAUGUUGCAUUAUUAAAUCCCUCAUGUCCUUUUGAUAGGACUGGUUGGUUGUUAUCCAUGAGUAUCAGCUCUUUCAGUGAAUAUAAUCAUGGGCCGAAGUUUCAAUAUGCAAGGCUUUAACCAUGGCCUCCUCAUUGGAGCAGUUCUUGGGUUUAUAUUUAACAUGGACAUUGUCUGCAAUUUCUUUUUUUUUAUCAUCAGUAUUAAAAGUUCAAUUGAGGUUGAAUAUUCCACAGAUUUAAAGAAAUAUUGCUGCCCUUAGAACACAUGUAUCAUUUCCAAGUCCUGGGAUAAUUUCUGGCAAAUGGGUGCUGCAGACCUUCAGUGUGGUUUUUUUUGAAAAUCCCUUCUCUCUUUUUGGUAUCACUUGUGAUCUGGUGUUCUCCAGAUGUCAAAAGAUAACAAUUCAUAGCCAACUCCAAGGGUUCAUGGGAGGUAUUGUCCAAGGCAGCUGAAUGUGAUUAGCAACUUUAUCCUCUGAACCAGCAUACAAAACAUCAUACCAUAUCUUUAUUUUUGCAGUCCAGACAUUCAUUUUUAAAAAAAUGUUAAUGAUUAAUGUAUUGGUCCAUUAUAGGUGUAUUAACCUACAUGUGGUUCAAUUUUUUUUCACAUCUGAAAUGACAUUUCUGUAGUCCAGGAAAACCUGAGUUUUUCUAUUGUAAUAGUACAUGUAAUAUUUCUAUGCUUUCUCAGAAAUACUUCUCAAGUAACAUAAAUUAUAGCCACCACAAAUGAUUGUACUGCAUUUUAUCUUUUAUGUAAUUACAGUUACAUUGUUUGUAGCAACUGCGUGCCAAAUUGUAUAUAACCAUUCUUACAGAGGCCUCAAAUUUGAUAUAAUAAUUACUGUAUUUUUCAGAGUAUAAGACGUACCUUAGUUUUUGGGGAGGAAAAUAGGAAAAAAAAUCUGCCUACCAGGUAUUCAUCUAGCUAGUGUCCUCAGUUUCAGCACAUUAGCUUGUUGGUUGUGAGUGUGUGUGCUCCUCAACCCCACCAAGACCCUGCUGAUUCAUCUCAUGUGUGUGAGAUGGUGUUACAGAUUCAUAAGAGUCCAUCGCUGAUGAAUGAGUUUAUAAUUAGUAUCUAUGGUAAACAAAUAUUUGUAAUUUGCAGUAUAUCCACAUUUAUUGAUAGAGGAAAAUGGUGGGCAUUUUCCAUCAGAAGUUUCUAAAAGCAACAAAUAUUCCAUCAGAGAACUGAGAAAGAAUAAAAACAGUCUUUGAUAUUUA
Molecule: messenger RNA, 3780 nt
Organism: Thamnophis sirtalis
Lineage: Eukaryota; Metazoa; Chordata; Lepidosauria; Squamata; Natricidae
Source: RefSeq, a predicted model, not a curated record